Molecule: messenger RNA, 1124 nt
Organism: Nilaparvata lugens (brown planthopper)
Lineage: Eukaryota; Metazoa; Arthropoda; Insecta; Hemiptera; Delphacidae
Product: zinc finger and SCAN domain-containing protein 2-like
Exons: 6
Coding region: 63-1109 (348 amino acids)
Biological process (GO): regulation of transcription by RNA polymerase II
Cellular component (GO): nucleus
Molecular function (GO): DNA-binding transcription factor activity, RNA polymerase II-specific; zinc ion binding; RNA polymerase II transcription regulatory region sequence-specific DNA binding
Source: RefSeq, a predicted model, not a curated record
GUGAUGAUUUGAUUACGGGAAAAGAUUCUGGUCCUUUUUUCGUGGAUGAAAAAUGUGAUACAAUGUCUUAUAAAGAAACAAUAGUUGACAAUAAACGCCUGUGUCGAAUUUGUGGCCAGUUGAAAUCAGAUUUGACAUCUCUAUAUGGACCCUCUGCUGUUGAGAUGGGACUUCUUAGGAAAAUAGAAGACUGUUUAAGAAUUAAGAUUGAAAGCACUAGUUGUUUGCCAACCGAGAUUUGUAGAGGGUGCAUCUCAAAUCUUGAUACAUGCGACCAAUUCGUAACUCUGGCAAGGAAUGCUAAUAUAAGACUUCAUGAGAUGUAUGAAGACCAAAUGGAAACAAAUGAAACAACGAUGAUUUGCCGGUAUUGUGAUAAGAAGUUCAGAAGUCCAAAGUUGUUGAAUUUGCAUUGUUCUACGCAUGCUACAGCUUCAGUGUUUCAAUGCGAAAUUUGUGGUAACCAGUUCAAAAACGCUGAAGGCCUCAUUUGUCAUAAACGGACUCACCGUGCCUUGUCCCACAAAAAGAAGCAUGUUUGCUCAACUUGUGAUAAAACCUUCCGAUCAAGGUCCGAUCUGUUGGAGCAUACCAACAGUCAUCUGGGUUUGAAGCCCUACUCGUGUCGUAGUUGUGGCAAAGUGUUCCAUAGUGGCGCUUUGCUGCGUCAGCACUCUCUCGUACACCGAAGCGCCGGCUCUCUGUCCAAAAACCGGUGCUUCAAGUGCGACAAAUGGUUUGCGCGCCACGCUGACCUGCGCACGCACAUGCGUCGACACGAGGUGGGGCGCACCUUCAAGUGUGGCGUCUGUCAACUCAGUCUGCCUUCCAUUGGAGCUCUUCUCUCCCACCGAAAACAACACCAGACGUCUUCAAAAACCGCUGAUUCAGAAUCAAAACAGUUGCCGGCUGCUGUCAGUAAAAAUCUGUUGCAAUGCAAAGACUGCGACAAACAGUUUUCGGGUCGUUCCGGCCUGGCCUAUCACCGAAAGACAACCCAUGAGACAGACAAGCCGUACCUCUGCCACAUCUGCGACAAGGCUCUCUCCUCCGAGGCACUCAAGCGCCAACACCAACAAACUCACUCUCAAAAUGAACAAUAUCCGUAAGUUAGUUCAAAUAUA